UUUGGCGGGAGAAGUCUUAACGGUGCUGAAAGUUUUGUGCGAAAUUGUUUUUUUUCUGUUUAAAAAUGCCAGUUCCUUUAACGGAAGGUGCGAUUAAGGAGAUUAUGAUGAAUCCUAACAAUCUUCCCAAGAAUCCUAUUCUUCAGAUUCUAGGACUUAAGAAAGUUGGUCAGGGGCAAUCAAACCCAAAUGAUCGAUACAGAAUGGUUUUGUCUGAUGGAAUACAUGCCCAUACUUGUGCCAUGUUGGCAACACAACUUAAUCAUAUGGUUAAUGAGAACGAGAUAGAAGCAAAAGCUGUAAUUCGUUUGGAUAAAUAUAUUUGCAAUGUUAUCCAAAGCACAAGGAAAGUAUUGAUAUUACUUGGUGUAAGUGUGAUUCAAAAAGCAUCAGCAUCUGAACGGUAUGGUGAGCCAACUCCAUAUGAUGAAUCGAAAAUAAAUACAGCAAAUAAGCCUACUGUUCAAAAAAGUCCUGUUAAAAAAGAUCAUUAUACUUCAACAAGUCUUGGUAGCUCUCAUUAUGCGAACAAUCAAAGAAGUGCUGGUGGCCCACCGAAUCAGAAUAAUAAUAUUGGAAAUGUUUAUCCAAUCAGCUCAUUAAACCCAUAUAAUAGCAGGUGGACAAUUUGUGCACGUGUCACUUCAAAGUCCACCAUAAGAGAAUGGUCUAAUUCACGUGGUAAUGGUCGUCUUUUCAAUGUUGAACUUAUCGAUGAAUCUGGAGAAAUUCGAGCAACAUGUUUUACUGAUCUUGUGGAUAAAUUCUAUCCUAAACUUGAACAAAACAAGGUAUAUUACAUUUCAAAAGGAAGUGUGAAGCCUGCAAACAAAAAGUAUUCGUCUAUCAAGAAUGACUAUGAACUCACUUUCAAUCAUGAUACAUCUAUUGAACUGUGUACUGAAUCUAAAGAUCUUCCAGUCCUACAAUUUAACUUUCUGAAUAUUGCUAAUAUUGAAAAAAUUGAACCUGAUCAGUUAGUUGAUGUUAUUGGUGUUUGCUCAGAUAUUACAGAUGUUGUUGAGAUUACAACUAGAGCAGGAAAACAGGUUGCCAAACGUAAUUUACAGAUCAUGGAUAAAACUGCUUCCAUUACGUGCACUCUCUGGGGUCAUGAGGCCCAGUCUCUUGAGCAAUAUGUUGGUUCAAAUCCCAUAAUUGCAAUCAAGGGAGCCAAAGUUUCAGAUUUUAGUGGAAAGUCAAUCAGUGUCCUCAGCUCAAGUGCCAUUCAUAUAGAUCCAGAUAAUGUACAAGAAUCUUUUGAACUUCGUCAAUGGUAUGAUACGGAGAGCCACGAAAACAUCAAUUCAAUAACAGGCCAGCGAGGUGAAGGAAAAAUUACAAAUGUUUAUAAACAUGUCGGUGAAAUUGCAGAAUCUCUUCAAGGAAUGUCUGACAAGCCGGAGUAUUUUAGUGUUAUUGGUGCAGUUACAUAUAUCAAGAAAGAAAAUUGUCUUUACAAGGCUUGUCCUAGAAAAGACUGUAACAAAAAAAUCAUUGAAGAUGGUGAACGAUAUAUUUGCGAGAAAUGUAACGAGACUUAUUCAAGCUAUAAAUACCGUCUCUUAUUAAAAUUCCUUUUUGUAGAUGGUUCUGGUAAGUAUUGGGCGACUUGUUUUCAGAAUUCUGCUGAAUCACUUCUCGGAAUGACGGCGGAGCAAGUUGGCGAGCUGAUGGAAACGAACGAGAAACGAUUUGACCGUUUAUUCGAACGUGGCUUCAGACGAGGUCAUUUUUGUGUACGAGCGAAGAUUGACAAAUUUAACGAGGAAGCGCGCUUGCAAUGUACUUUUGAUAAAGUUCUGCCGAUCAACUACAAAAAGGAAACAAGACGUUUGAUGCAGGAGUUAGACCAAAUGAUUGAUAGUUGAAUACUGAUACUGGCGUGCUGAUCACGUGUCACGAAUAUUGCUCACGAACUGUAAAGUCAUCUCCAAGUUGAGGGUUUGUUAUCAAGGGUUGUACCCUUUAUUAUAAUACUACGAAGGAACUACAAGUUUUGUUUGAUUUCACGGACAUGGUAAAUAGCAAUCACAUAUGUGAUAAUUUUUGGUCACGCGAUGAAUUCAUGUUGAUUGUGAGAUCGUGAAUUUUUUUUUCAUUUGGGUUGAUGAUGUUUGAUUCAUGUAUUUCGUGUAAAAUACUUUAAAGUUGCGAUGUAAAAAAAGACGGUGUGUUUCUCUGCGAUUAUUUGCACAAGAUUCCGCUUUGUAAUUAAUUUUGUUUUACAGAUGUUGACCUUACAUUCAUACCAUACAGUUA
This is a messenger RNA of Xenia sp. Carnegie-2017, 2262 nucleotides long. RefSeq names its product replication protein A 70 kDa DNA-binding subunit-like. Gene Ontology annotation, molecular function: DNA binding. Gene Ontology annotation, cellular component: nucleus. The record is from RefSeq and is a predicted model, not a curated record. Gene Ontology annotation, biological process: DNA replication; DNA recombination; DNA repair. The transcript has 23 exons. The coding region runs from base 66 to 1871 and encodes 601 amino acids. Lineage: Eukaryota; Metazoa; Cnidaria; Anthozoa; Malacalcyonacea; Xeniidae.